CCGGGGAACACUCCUUUUGUCCUUGAAAAAGGAAAUGAUCCGUUAUCGGCGCGUUUUGCUUCCGUGCGGAGGCUUUUCGUGCCCUGCCCUGAUGUACACCAACGCACACGAGGUGGCAACCAGGUCAGAAAUGCUGACCAGCCAGAACCCCAGCAGCGUUGGAAAGGGUGCAGGCGACACGGAAAACACCAAAAUGCAGAGGCGGUGUACACGUGUUGGUUUUUCUCAAGCAACCCGAGCCGCGAGGAGGUUGUGCUGCAAAUAAACCAGAAUGGAACAAUGCCGUUAAGCGCAGAGACAAUGAGCCAUUGUGCACUGCCAGCCCGAGAUGGUCCUUACGUCGUAGGUGAUCGGCGA
Molecule: messenger RNA, 357 nt
Organism: Schizophyllum commune H4-8
Lineage: Eukaryota; Fungi; Basidiomycota; Agaricomycetes; Agaricales; Schizophyllaceae
Exons: 1
Coding region: 35-265 (76 amino acids)
Source: RefSeq, a predicted model, not a curated record